Messenger RNA from Penaeus vannamei (Pacific white shrimp), 7668 nucleotides. Its product is annotated as mucin-2-like. Gene Ontology annotation, molecular function: DNA binding; protein binding. Gene Ontology annotation, biological process: regulation of chromosome segregation; regulation of mitotic nuclear division. NCBI's taxonomy places the organism in Eukaryota, Metazoa, Arthropoda, Malacostraca, Decapoda, Penaeidae. Gene Ontology annotation, cellular component: nucleus; chromosome. The record is from RefSeq and is a predicted model, not a curated record.
UGGAUUCUUGCUUUCAUGCCUUUCAUCUUCCAGGCUUACAUAACCAACCUCAGUCAGACCAAUCCAACACUCCUAAAUGACACACCCUUAGCAGGGGAAGAGAUUUCCAUCUUGACUCACAAGGACUUGCUAACAGUUGCGGACAGACAGUUCCGCUGGGAAUAUCCUGAGGGAUCUAUUCUUGCUACUUUCACCAAGAAAGAGAAGGAUGUUGAUUACAAAAUUCUUUCACCCAAAGCAAAGUCACCUGUAAGUCAGUACAUGCGUGAAGGUUACAGAUUAGAGACUGAUGGAGCUGAAAGUAACAAGAAGCGCAAACCAGGGGAAACUGAAUUACCUGAUGCAAAGAGAAAGAGAGUUUCUUUCGGUCCCUAUCUUAACCCUGAACAUUUUGAUAAACAGUUGCCCCCAGCUACUCCUGUCAGCAAGGGUGAGAAACCAAACACACGGCGAGCAUCAUUAGAUCUUUCUAGCAGUCCAUUUGUCAAGGGAAGCACAACGAAGAAAACCCGCAUUUCACUCAUUCCAAGUGCUGCUGUUAUUACAGAAGAGAGUGGCAUUGACACCCCAACCAAGAGUCUUUUGAGGAGGAGGAGCCCGACACCAGUGAAACCUUACUUGGCUCGUAGUCUAGGUCUCCUUACUCCCAAGGCACUGAAUGGAGGGACACCAAAUUCAAGCCCUGAAAACCUAAAGACACAUUCAGUGCAAACUGAAUUAUUGGCCUCAGAAGUAUCAAGUGCAUUGGAGAGUGCCUUUCAAAAGAGUACAAAGGUCAGCAGUGAUGAUGAAGAAAAUGGGUCUACUGUGAAGAGCCCCAAAGCCUCAAGCCCAACAGCUGCCUCCCCAAAGUCCAAAGCUGCAACCCCCAAAGCCAAGAGUCCGACAACAACAACCCCCAAAGCUAAAAGUCCAUCGACAUCCCCGAAAGCCAAGAGCCCAGCAGCAGCAACCCCCAAAGCCAAGAGCCCAGCAGCAGCAACCCCCAAAGCCAAGAGCCCAGCAGCAGCAACCCCCAAAGCCAAGAGCCCAGCAGCUGCAACCCCCAAAGCCAAGAGUCCAUUGGCAUCUCCUAAGGUUAAGAGUCCAAAGGUUAUCUCUACUAAAAUCAGUAGCCCGAAAAUGUCCCCCAAAAGUGCUAAGAGCCCGAAAGCAGUUACUCCAAAGAAACCUAGCCUUCAUACUGCCAGCCCCAAGAAAUUGGAAAAGACUCCCAUUAAGAAAACUCCCACAAAACUUGCCACUCCUAAAUCUGGAGCCAAUAAACUGUCUUCCCCAAAGGCCAUAUCUGCAAAGACAACAAGUCCGAAGAUUCAGGCAACACCCAAGAGUAGUAUCUUGAAAACUUCUCCAAAGAAAUCAGUGACCUUAAAGACAUCGCCAGGGAAACUAGGGGCCCCCAAAACUACUCCCAAAAAGUUGGGUACUCCAAAAGCCACACCCAAAAUUACACCCAAGAAAUUGGAUACCCCUAAAGUUACCCCCAAGAAGGUGGAUACCCCUAAAGUAACCCCCAAGAAGGUGGAUACCCCUAAAGUAACCCCCAAGAAGGUGGAUACCCCUAAAGUAACCCCCAAGAAGGUGGAUACCCCUAAAGUAACCCCCAAGAAGGUGGAUACCCCUAAAGUAACCCCCAAGAAGGUGGAUACCCCGAAAGUUACCCCAAGAAGGUGGAUACCCGAAAGUUACCCCCAAGAAGGUGGAUACCCGAAAGUUACCCCCAAAAGGUGGAUACCCGAAAGUUACCCCCAAGAAGGUGGAUACCCCGAAAGUUACCCCCAAGAAGGUGGAUACCCCGAAAGUUACCCCCAAGAAGGUGGAUACCCCAAAAGUUGCCCCCAAGACGGUGGAUACCCCAAAAGUUACCCCCAAGACGGUGGAUACCCUAAAGUUACCCCCAAGAAGGUGGAUACCCCUAAAGUUACCCCCAAGACGGUGGAUACCCCAAAAGUUACCCCCACGACGGUGGAUACCCCAAAAGUUACCCCCAAGACGGUGGAUACCCCGAAAGUUACCCCCAAGACGGUGGAUACCCCGAAAGUUACCCCCAAGAAGGUGGAUACCCCUAAAGUUACCCUCAAGAAGGUGGAUACCCCUAAAGUUACCCCCAAGAAGGUGGAUACCCUGAAAGUUACUCCCAAGAAGGUGGAUACCCCGAAAGUUAAGCCCAAGAAGAUGGAUACACCUAAAACCACCCCCAAGAAGGUAGAUACUCUGAAAGCUACACCCAAGAAGGUGGGGACACCCAAAACUACACCUAAGAAAGUAACUCUGUUGGGGAGACCAAAACUUGUACCCAAGAAAGCUGGUGUUAAAGCAACUGCAAAAACUACUCCGAAGUCAACAGCCUCAAGAGGACAGAAAAGGAAGGCUAGCUUGACACCUCAGGCAUCAAAAUCCAAGAAGACAAAAGUAGCUGUAGCCACACCUAAGCAAGAAAGCACAUCUAAGAAAACACCAAAGAAAGUUCAAGCAAGAGUUCUGGCUAAGACUCCUAGAAAGACUCCUGGAAAGACCCUAAGAGUCCUGGGCAGAUGUUUGUUGAAGCGAGGCCUAAUGGCGCGGAAGAUGCCAUCAUCCAAGGCCGAACGUGCCAGGGAAGUGAUUCAGAAGGCAAGAGUCCUUAGGGAUUCUCGUAAGGCUGGAGGAGUGAAAAGUGCUUCAAAUACCAAAUUUUCCUUGGAGGUGCCACAAAGCUUUGAUUUUAGAACGUCUACCACUGGACAUGUCAAUUCACCAGCUCCAAUCUUCAUUUACAAGAAAACAGCAAAAACACCUCGUGUAUUUCGAAAAGGACAAAAAAGUCCCUUCAAGUCCAGAAUCACAGGGCCAGCAGGAACUGAUGAACACUUGGAAGGAUUGGCAGGGCUCAUGGAUACCCCAGGCAAAGUGGUUGAUUCAGAAGAUAGGAUGGCACAUAGUAUCAAAACUAGUGAAUCUAGCCCAAGAAUUUCCUUGAACCAAAAUUCUACAACAGAAGGCUCACCUCGCCCAAGAGGGAGACCUUCAAAACAAGCAGCAAGUCCAACAAAGACGCCAGAGAGCUUGCCUCGUCCUAGAGGCAGGCCUCCAAAACAGACUGCAAGUCCAACAAGGACACCAGAGGGCUCACCUCGUCCUAGAGGUAGGCCUCCAAAACAGGCUGCAAGUCCAGCAAAGACACCAGAGGGCUCACCUCGCCCUAGAGGUAGGCCUCCAAAACAGGCUGCAAGUCCAACAAGGACACCAGAGGGCUCACCUCGCCCUAGAGGUAGGCCUCCAAAACAGGCUGCAAGUCCAACAAGGACACCAGAGGGCUCACCUCGCCCUAGAGGUAGGCCUCCAAAACAGGCUGCAAGUCCAACAAGGACACCAGAGGGCUCACCUCGCCCUAGAGGUAGGCCUCCAAAACAGGCUGCAAGUCCAGCAAAGACACCAGAGGGCUCACCUCGCCCUAGAGGUAGGCCUCCAAAACAGGCUGCAAGUCCAACAAGGACACCAGAGGACUCACCUCGCCCCAGAGGUAGGCCUCCAAAACAGGCUGCAAGUCCAACAAGGACACCAGAGUGUACACCUCGCCCAAGAGGUAGGCCUCCAAAACAGACUGCAAGUCCAGCAAAGACACCAGAGGGCACACCUCGCCCAAGAGGUAGGCCUCCAAAAGAAGACAGCACUCUAAGUCCAGUGAAAAUGCCUCAGAACAGAUCCGAUUCUACAGAGCAAAUAGAUGCUUCAAGCCCAAUUAAAAAUACAUUAGACACAAAAUCUCCACAACAAGUUAGUAUUGCAAAUCCUGCAAAAACUCCAGAAGAACCAACACCAAAAUAUAGAGGAAGGCUGCCUAAAUAUUCAAUGACACCAAAUCUAAAUACACCUCCAGGACCUUCAGCAUCAGAUUUUGAGGAUUCUUUAGGUGCAUCACCUGCCCUUUUCUCUCCAUGUACUCCAAACAUUGUCAGUAAUAGUCACACUAAAGGUAAAAUGAGUAUGUCCUAUGCCAACACUCCAUCAUCAUAUGGUAAUACCACAAACUUUGAUUUCUCCUCUAUUAAGACACCAGAUGUAACAGAGGAUAAAUUCAUUUCACCUCUUGUAACACCUGCGGUGGCCAGCAACACUCCUGAGCGUUUAUUGCGAAGCGUACGUGGAAAGUCUGCUUUGGCCUCACCUGAAGAUGUACCCAUAGAAACUGAUGCCACUACUUUUGACUUCGAGUGUGCUGACACUCCAAAUGUUUCACAGGAUAUAUUUGUCUCACCAGUGAGUGUAAAAUCAAAAACAUCACCUGAAUUAAGAGGACUGAAAUCCUUAUACAAGAAAAAUAAUACUGCAGACUAUAAUAAUGUUGAGGGCAUAAAGAAGCUAAUGUCAACACCAAAGCCUGAAAAUGUGACAAAUGCAUCUUAUACAGCUGUUUCUGGUUUGAGAAACUUAAUGAAAACACCUAAAAUGCCAGUUCCAGAGAAAGAAGCUGAUGACACCCAUUUAGCUGGAAUACGGAAAAUCCUGCGGACACCAAAGCCUGUUCCUGAAAGCCCUCAAGCUGAUUAUUCAAAAAUUGCUGGUAUCCGUAAACUGAUGAAGACACCAGCACCUAGUGUUGCAGAGAGAGAAGCUGAUGAUUCCCACAUAGCAGGGAUCAGGAAAGUCUUGCGAACACCAAAACCUAAUCCAGAAAGUCCCAAAGCCGAUUAUACAGGUGUCACUGGAUUGCGCAAGCUCAUGAAGACCCCUAAAGCAAAUGCUGCAGAAGAGCCAGUUGAUGACUCCAAACUCUUUGGCAUUGGAAAAAUGUUACGGACACCAAAAACCACAGAAUGUCCUGAAGCUGAUUACACAAAUAUUCAUGGAGUGCGCAAGUUAAUGAAAACACCUAAAGAGCCUGUUCCAGAGCGUGAACCUGAUUACACCCAUAUUGCAGGGAUUAGGAAAGUACUGAAAACACCAAAGCCAACACCACCCUCUCCAAAAGCAGAUUAUAAUAAUAUUGCUGGGGUUAAAAAUCUACUGAAGACUCCAAGAGAGGAAACUCUGAAUGAGGCAGAUUAUACCAAUGUUACAGGAUUGAAGAGGUUAUUAAGAACUCCUCGUAAUGCCAAAGAAACUGCAGAAGCUGAUUACACUAAUGUUCAAGGAUUAAGAGAGAUAAUGAAAUCUCCAAGACAGAAACCAGAGAAUGUGGAAGUGGAAGCAGAUUACACAGAGCCAAAAGGAUUAAGGAAUCUGAUGGCUACCCCUGCUCAGAAGCGCCUGGAACCUUUGGCAGAUUAUACCAAUGUAAAAGGAAUGAAACGAUUGCUAUCAACCCCUCAAACUCAUAAUGCACCAGAAGCUGAUUACACUAGUGUGCAUGGAGUAAAGAAUCUUAUGCGAACACCCAAAUCUCAAGAUUAUUCUUUGGAGGUUGACUUACAAGGGUUAGGGCAGUUAAUGAAAACACCUCUUACUGACCAAACUAAUGUAGUUGUUAGUCAAGUAACUGAACUAGUACGCCAGACUACUACACCAGCUUCAGGUAGAAAGUCCCGAAGGGCUCCAAAAGUCAUCAGUCCAACAACAAGCUCACCUUCAGAAAAUAUACCACCUGUAGAGCCACUUAAAUCUAACACACAGGUAGUACAAGAGAAAGAACUUGAUGAAGGCCUCACUCCACGUAGAUCUCGAAGAACAAUCAAGACUGAGUCUGAAAGCAGUACGCCAGUGAGACGUGGGCGAUCCCGUCAAGUUAAUAUUAAGAAUGAAGUGGCACAGGACGAUUCUCCAGUUGCAUCGACUCGAAGCCGCAGGGGCAAACGGGGAACUGCACCUGAAGAGGUAGCUGAAGUGCCACAGAAGAAAUCAAAAAGGCGGCAGAAUCAAGUGGAUGAAUCGUUGGAUUCAAAUGACGGCUCUGAGGAAAAAAUAAUUGAAUUGCCAGAUCCAUGCAUUAUUGAAAAAGAAUCUGAAGACAUUGUUGAAGAAAAGAAAUCUUUACCAAAGAGAGCUGGUCGAAGCCGCAAGGAUGCAGCAUUACAGAAUGAAGUAACAACUAAUGAAGAAACAGAAGUGGUAAAGGUUUUGACACCAGUGAAAAGAAAACAAAAGCAGUCUGAAGAUAUGGAAGGGAACCUCCCAAGUGCAGUGGAAGCAGCCAUUGAUGAGCCUGUAAAACCAUCUACACCAGCAAAGAGAGGACAAAGAAGGGCCCAACCAAAGAAAGAAGAAACUGAUGAUUUGGUUCCAUCUUUAGAUAUACCUGCUGUAAAACGCACAAGAGGAAAGUCGACCAAAGAAGUUGCCAAAGUAGAAGAAUCCCCUAAAGUUUCAACACCUGUGCGAAGAGGACAAAGAAGAGGUCAAGUUGAAAUUGAAAAAGAAACCGAACCCCAAGAAUUGCCUGAAACACCAAAAGUAGAAGUACAAAUCGGUGUGGAUGAAGAUCUGGAAAAGCCAGUGAAAAGUCGUGGUAAGAAGGUACGUGUGGCUGAGUCAGUAGAAAUAAAUACUGAAGAAGUGAAACCCACCAAAAGAAGAGGGCGCUCACAAAAGGUUGUAGAAGAAUUGGACACAGAGGGGGAAAAAGUGGCUGACACCAAGCAGAAGGGGGGAAGAAGAACUGUGAGUAAACAAGAAACAUCAGAAACUAAUGAAGAAUUAGUGAAGACUGUCAGUAGCAGACGUGGGCGUGGAAGGAAAAAGGCUGAAGAAGCAGAAAAUGAUAGCAACCAGGAAAUAGAACAGCCAACCCCAGUCAAAAGACGUGGUAGAGCUGCAAAGGCUAUUGAAGAACCUGAGCCUACUGCAGAAGCUUCUUCAACAACAACAACAACAACCAGAAGAGGUCGUGGUAAGGCUGCAAACAGCAAAGACGAGGAAGAAAGUGAGUCCUCUCAGGACCAAGUGAAAACUACAAGCCGUGGUCGAGGCCGCAAACAAACCAUAAAAGAUACUGAAGAAACCAUUGUUGAUGAACCUGAAGCAAAGACACGAAAAACAAGGGGCAAAAAAAAGGAGCCUGCAGAUGAGGAGGAGGAAGUUGCACAAACCUCUACAAGAUCAAGACGAAAAGUUGAUACAGAGGAGAAAGUGACAAAGGUGACUAGACAGACGCGGUCACGGAAAUAAAUUAGCAGUACAACUGUAUACCUGAGUACCUGCCUGCAUUUACUGCAAUAGAAGUAACUUGUUUUAUUCUAUCAGAAGGUUAUCUUACUUUUACUGUCAUGAUUUCAACAAAUGUAAAAUGAUAUAAACAGAUUUUUUAACACUUUUUUAAAGACUAGAAUUGUAGAUAUGUUAGGUGUUUUAGUUUCUUAAUGUAAUUGUAGAGAGAUUUUGUCAAACUGACAUAAAUAAUUUUAUAGGAAGGUCCCUGAAUGGUUCAUUUUGCCAUUGGGAUUUAUAUUUUCUGGUAACCAGAUACCAUAAGGAGACAUUGGGGGUAUUUAAAAUUAGAUUUGUUUUCCUUCAAGAUUUGUCCUUUAUACAUUUUCAACACUUUUUUGUCAAUGAUAGUAUUGACAGUACAUUAUUGCAUAGCUUACAAUAUCUACUCAGUCUCUUACAUAUUUUAAUUUCCUUUUUAUGUGCAAGAUUUGAAGGUUUAGAAAUAAGUUUCUUUCCUUUUUUAUUCUUUAUAAGCUAACACAGGAAGUUCACAAAUGGAAUUAGUUAAAGCAUGUAGAUAGCAGUCAUUAAAUUGUGAAUGUG